This is a messenger RNA of Eublepharis macularius, 3797 nucleotides long. RefSeq names its product thioredoxin domain containing 5 (gene TXNDC5). The record is from RefSeq and is a predicted model, not a curated record. The coding region runs from base 101 to 1366 and encodes 421 amino acids. Gene Ontology annotation, cellular component: endoplasmic reticulum. The transcript has 10 exons. Gene Ontology annotation, biological process: protein folding. Gene Ontology annotation, molecular function: protein disulfide isomerase activity. Lineage: Eukaryota; Metazoa; Chordata; Lepidosauria; Squamata; Eublepharidae.
GCUGCCUGGGCCCCAGCCGGCGGCCUGCCUGGAGACGCGGGCUGGGCCGGCUUUUUUUAAGUCCGUGCCGGCUUUCUCUCUCCUCCCUCGCACCGCCGCCAUGGCUUCCGCGCUCCGUCCUGGCGCCUCCUCGCACCUGGCCCUGCUGCUCGGCGGCUGCCUGCUCUUUGGCGGACUCCCCGCUGGGGCUGGCGACCCGAAGGAUGGAAAGACGGAGGCGGCGGGAGGCGACGAGACGGACCCGCACGCGCGCCACCUCUACAACGCCGAGAUGCUGAGGCACGGCGUCCAGAGCGCCCCGCACUUCGUCAUGUUCUUCGCCCCGUGGUGUGGACACUGUCAGCGUUUGCAGCCAACUUGGAAUGAACUUGGAGACAAAUACAACAGUGUGGAAAAUUCACAAGUUUAUGUUGUGAAAGUAGAUUGCACUACAGAUACACCACUAUGUUCUGAAUUUGGUGUCAGAGGAUACCCAACCCUAAAACUAUUUAGACCAGACCGAGAAACACUGAAGUAUCAAGGAGGUAGAGACUUUCAGUCACUGGAAAACUGGAUGUUGCAGAAUCUAAAACAGGAAUCUGUUGAGCAAGAAUCGGAGUCCUCAAAAUCCUCUGAAUCAAAGCACGGCCUAUAUGAGCUCUCAACAGCUAAUUUCAAAACGCAUAUUGCACAAGGCAGUCACUUUAUCAAGUUUUUUGCCCCAUGGUGUGGCCACUGCAAGGCAUUGGCUCCGUCUUGGGAACAGCUGGCUUUGUUCCUUGAAAACUCUGAGACUGUCAAGAUUGGCAAGGUGGACUGCACACAGAAUUCUGAAAUCUGCUCCUCAUACCAAGUGCGUGGCUAUCCAACCCUCCUUUGGUUCAGAGAUGGAGAAAAGGCUGACCAGUACAAAGGCAAGAGAGACCUGGAUUCCUUGAAAGAAUAUGUGGCUUCCCAGUUGAAAACCCUCGAAGAAAAUUCAGGUGAUGCUAAGCCUACCGAAGCUCCACCACCACCACCACCACCUAGAGAAAUAAUUCCUGAGGGAGAGGGCAAGGUCCUUUCCCUCUCUGAAGAAGACUUUGAUAAAGAAGUUUCCAAAGGGAUCACCUUCAUCAAGUUCUACGCUCCAUGGUGUGGUCACUGUAAAAACCUGGCUCCCACUUGGGAGAACCUCUCAAAAAAGAAUUUUCCAGGCCGGAUGGAUGUCAAGAUAGCAGAAGUAGACUGUACUGUUGAACGCAAUGUCUGUAACAGAUUUUCUGUGCGUGGCUACCCAACUCUGAUGCUUUUCCGUGGUGGGGAGAAAGUGACCGAACACACUGGAGCCAGAGAUCUUGAAACACUGCACAACUUUGUUUUGCGGCAAGCAAGGGAUGAACUGUAAAAAAAAAAUGUACCUGUUUGGAUACUGCUGCCCUUGGCUGUGUCUGCCCAGUAAACGAGAGAGUUGAAUCAUGGUAAUGUUAAGAGUUUUCCAGUAGUGGUUAUUGGGAAACUGAAUAUGUUCAAGCGUGGUAUCUUCUGAGUGUGUGUGUGUGUUUCUUGCAGCCCUACUGCAUUGGCCUUGAGUGUGGCUUAUAACAAGUAGUCACUGUUCAAAUUGAGAAUAUUUUCAGUAUCGGUUGCAUUAAUGAACUUCCACUUGUCCUAUGAUGAAAAAGUAAAUUGUCACUUUGAGACAAAAAUAAGUGAGGAAAGGUUGAAAUUAAGGGGACGUGGUAGAUUAUUUUCAUUAGUGGGUGAAGCAAGUUUGAAAACUUGCAUUCAUACAGCAAAUAAAGCUGCACAUCGUAACUUUAUUUUAUUGUACUGGUAAAUUGCUGCAUUUUAAUGAAUAUCAUGCAGGUGCACAUUCAGAGACAGGUUAAAUGGAAGUUCAAAAAGAAAACACAUACGCACACUUUAGGAAGAUACUCCUGUCUACUCUGGGUUGCUCGAUUGCUGUUCUUGAUUUCUCCUGUCAGGGGAGAUCGGAAAGGAAAAGUGGUGGUGCUCGAACAUGUGCUUGCUUACCAAUGAAUUGUGCUGUUUGUCAGGUAGUUUUCAUAAUUUUUAAAGCUAUCAGUCCCUUUUAGUCAUCUGCAAAGCAAUUUGGCUCCCUUCAUGCAUAAUCAGUGUUCAUUUAAAUGAUCAGAUAACACAAGAUCAGAUCUUUUUAAAAGUCCCUUCUUGGAACCAUAAGCAGAGUCAGAGUUUUUAGAGGUAGAUCAGGGUCCAGUGGCUUUAUUAUUCUCUAAUGAGCAAAAUCUUAAGAGCUGCUGACAAAUCUUUUCUCAUUUUAAAUAUUAUUGCAAGGUACUGUAAACGACAGAAUCAGCUUCUCUGAAAAACCCUUCCCUUUUUUAGUUUAGAGCAUUCUCUCUCCUUCCUUGUGUUCCCAUUUAGGGUGCUUUCCACGCAGGGAUGGACAGUGCAACAGCAAUGGGGCUUCCACGUGGCAGGUUCCUGCCCCAGCCCCCCAAAAGCAGCCACCACUCCUCUCCUCUGUGCCACCAGGGCUUUUGCAAAAAAAUCGGCAGUAGAAUAUCAUUUUAGCAAUAUAAUUUUAGGUGGCUAGGCAUGUUGGUCUGCAGUAGAACAUCAGCUGAAGGGAACUCUGACUCUCAAAAGCUCACACCCUGAAAAUCUUGGUGGUCUGUAAGGUCUGUAAGUGAAAUCCUGCUUUGCAAUAAUAAUAAAAAAAAGUAAAGCCCUAGCACCUUCUAUUGCAUACAUGCCUUUACACUUACAUUUUUGCAACAAAAGAGUCUAAAGGCUUUUUUCUUUAAAUGAAAGCUGAGAAUUCAGAGACCCUGGUACGCACAUUGGUAUAAUGUUGUAUCAAUAUAACGAUAUAAAGGCAGACAUGCCUUGACAUUUAUCUCUGCAACAGAAGAGGCUAAAGACCUUUUUCUUUAAAUGAAAGCUGAGAAUUCAGAGAACCUGGCACACACAUUGAUGUAACGUCGUAUUGCUAUAACGAUAUUCUAGUGCCAAUUUUUAUAAAAAAAUUAAAAGCCCCCCAGAGGCAAGUGGAAGAAAUGGCCACUGCUGGGACAAGGUUAGGGAAGAUGGCUGUCAUUUGAGUGAGAAAAUCCAAAUUUUCAUACACACACAGUAGUCAUCCAGGCUUUAGUGCAAUCUUUUCCCCAAAUUUCAGAGCAAGUCAGGUUUAAGAAAGAUCAGAGAAAAUACACCCAGGAGAUGUAUGAAUGCACACAAUGCUGUGUGGAUACAGAGGGGAAAAAUAAAACACUCCCCAAAAGCAUCAAACCCGAGGCAGAUAAUCUGUGCAGAAAUGGCCUAGGACAAUAGAAAGUAUUCCACAUGGAGGACACAACUAAAGCCAAAGAAUCUCAAGCGCCAGUUCCGAUGCAAGACGAAAGUAGGCCAGCAAAUUAGAUUUUAAAACUUACACUAGUCGUUAUAUGAACCUAUAUUGCCGUUUCAGGAAGGAGUUGUGGCUUGUAAAAAUGCACAGACUUGUCUGUAGAAAGAUGCUCUUGCCAUGUGUCUGUCUCAGUUGGGAUGAUGCAACUUUCACUAGCCAUGUCUGCAUUUUACUGCUUGUACAGUAGUACAUUUUCUGUAUGAAAGGCCAGUUCCCAAACAAUUUUUUUUAAAAAGAUGGGCAUACGGCAGAUACAUCAGAUCACCAGGUAAAUUUCUGCCUUAAAAGGAGCCUUUAUUCAUGACGGCUUUUUAAAAACCUUCUAAUGAAGCACAAUCUCGUGAACACACUGAGCUGUGAGCCACGAGUUUCUUGUACAAAAUCAAGUGGUACAAUUGUUUACACAAACAUACUUUCUGAAUAAAAUCUUUUUUUACAAAAAAAA